Saccostrea echinata is the source of this 766-nucleotide messenger RNA. RefSeq lists its product as uncharacterized. The record is from RefSeq and is a predicted model, not a curated record. Bases 2 to 718 code for a protein of 238 amino acids. NCBI's taxonomy places the organism in Eukaryota, Metazoa, Mollusca, Bivalvia, Ostreida, Ostreidae. Gene Ontology annotation, cellular component: nucleus. The transcript is spliced from 4 exons.
AAUGGAUGCAGAAACUCCCAAAAAACGAUCAAGAAAAAGUAACUGGGACCCCAGGGACGAGAUUACAUUAGUGGAGGAGGUACAGAAGAGGGAGAAGGUACUCUUCGGAAAAUUAGACGGGUCAGGGAGGACUUCUGUUGAUAAGACAAAGGCCUGGAAAGAGGUCACUGACCUAGUCAAUGCUGGAAGUACAUUUAGUUCCUCCAGAGAUGUGAAUGAAAUAAAGAAGAAAUACCAGAACAUCAAACAGAAAGCAAAAGAAAAGAGAAGUGCUAUUUUAAACCCUAAGACUGGGGGAGGGAAAAAACCAUCAUCCCCGAAUGUUAGUGAACAGUUGUUGUUGGACAACUUGGAAGGCAGACCAAGUCUAUGUGGCCUUCCUAGUGGAAUAGACACUGCAACUGAAUCAGUUGUGGAUUUCUUGGAUGACAACCAUGCCUUGCAUGAAUUUGAUUUGACUAGUGAGACCACUCAGCUUGAGCAUUUGUUACCACAAACACAGCCUCUGCCCUCCACAUCUACCACUUCAUCAACAGAGCUUCAUUUGAAAGUUACACCAGAAAUGCUUCUUCAAGAAGAACUAAUCAACAUCAAAGAAAGAAGAAAGCUUAUAAAAGAACAACAACAGCUUGUCCAUCUUCAGAAACAGCAUGUAAUGUUAAAAAUUAAACAGAAAGAUCCCUUUUUCAAUUUCGAACACCUUAUGAAUGAAAUGUAAAUUUUUUUGAAUACGUACUAACAAAUACACUGGUUUUUGCAUGUGCGA